Messenger RNA from Heterotrigona itama, 292 nucleotides. Lineage: Eukaryota; Metazoa; Arthropoda; Insecta; Hymenoptera; Apidae. The record is from the annotation of a GenBank genome assembly.
AUGAAGCUCGACGUAUCGGAUGUACUUUACGACAGCUCGAGCGUGUCCAGCGACAGUGGCACGUCACAGAGCUCUCGCGUCAGCCAUGAUUUUCUCUCCAGCAUCGCGAACUCAUCCAUACUACCCAGCAACUUUUGAAAGCGAAACGCGCUCACAGAUGACGCAACGUGUACCAAGCGCAGGCUUCUACGAUACCGUUGUCGAAGACCAUAAUUACACCAUGUUUUCCAUGUACCCGCCAACCUCUAAUGUGCCUGACCCGUGGCAACCUAACAAAUUGGACAAUGUUAUG